Molecule: messenger RNA, 1170 nt
Organism: Apus apus (common swift)
Lineage: Eukaryota; Metazoa; Chordata; Aves; Apodiformes; Apodidae
Product: S-adenosylmethionine synthase-like
Exons: 9
Coding region: 1-1170 (389 amino acids)
Biological process (GO): S-adenosylmethionine biosynthetic process
Cellular component (GO): cytosol; methionine adenosyltransferase complex
Molecular function (GO): methionine adenosyltransferase activity; ATP binding
Source: RefSeq, a predicted model, not a curated record
AUGUCCAUCCAUACCUCAAAAAAAGAAAAACUAUUUCUUUUUACCUCAGAAUCUGUUGCUGAAGGACAUUCUGAUAAGAUGUGUGAUCAGAUAAGUGAUGCUGUUCUAGAUGCUCAUCUUAGUGUUGAUCCAGAUGCAAAGGUUGCCUGUGAGUGUGUGGCAAAAACUGGAAUGAUUUUGCUUUGUGGAGAGAUCACAUCCCAGGCUGUAGUAGAUUACCAACAAAUUGUAAGAAAUACUCUUAAAAAGAUAGGGUAUGAUGACUCUUCGAAAGGACUGGAUUAUAAAACGUGCACAGUUUUAGUGGCCUUAGAACAACAGUGUAAAGAGAUCAAGCAUGCUGUCCUUCAUGGCAAGACUGACGAUGACAUUGGAGCAGGGGAUCAGGGUCUGAUGUUUGGUUACGCCACCAAUGAAACUGAGGAGUGUAUGCCCUUAACAAUCCUCCUGGCACACCAACUUAAUGCAAAGAUAAAGACUCUGGAACGGAAUGGAACAUGGCCCUGGGUUAGACCAGAUGGGAAAACUCAGGUCACAAUGGAAUACAAGGAGAAUAAUGGUGCAAUGGAGCCCAUCCGAGUGCACACACUUGUGAUUUCAGUAAAUCAUGCCCCAGAUAUACCAGUACAACAAAUACGAAAGGAGUUAAUGGAGAAAGUUGUUAAAGAGGUCAUUCCAGAGAAGUAUCUUGAUGAACGCACAAUUUAUCAUCUCCUUCCAAGUGAAAAAUUUGUAGAAGGUGGUCCUAAGAGUGAUGCUGGACUGACUGGCAGGAAGAUCAUUGUUGAUACCUAUGGAGGCUGGGGAGCCCACGGUGGAGGUGCAUUCUCUGGAAAAGAUCCCUCCAAAGUUGAUCGUUCUGCAGCAUAUGCAGCUCGCUGGGUUGCAAAAUCUUUGGUGAAGGCUGGUCUCUGUAAAAGAGUACUAAUCCAGCUAUCAUAUGCUAUCGGUCUGAGCCAUCCUCUUGCGAUCUCAGUGUUUCAUUAUGGAACAUCAGACAGAUCUGAAGAAGAACUGCUUGAGAUUGUGCAGAAAAACUUUGAUCUACGCCUUGGAGCUAUCAUAAGGGAGCUGGAUUUGAAGAGACCAAUCUACCAAAAAACAGCAUGCUAUGGGCAUUUUGGGAGAGAAGAAUUUACAUGGGAAAUACCCAAAAAGCUUGUGUAUUAA